AUGCCCUACACCGGCCGUUGUAACUGCACCAGCGUCUCCAUCACCCUGCCGGCACAGCCGGAGAGGAGUGUAGCCUGCCACUGCAUCAACUGCAAGAAAGCUGGAGGAGGCUCUUUCUCAAUCAACUACUUCAUCAAUCAAAGUGACAUGACCAUCGAAGACCCCAGCCAGGCAAUGACGAUCUACAGCGAUCCCAACACUUCUUCAGGGAACAUCGUCCAGCGUCAUUUUUGCUCCAGUUGUGGAAGCCCACUAUUCACGUUGUCGCCAAAGGUCCCGGGUAAAGCGUAUCUGAAAGCAGCGCUGUUUGACAUUGUGUCAAAGCCAGAAUCGGUGUUUUUCGGCGAUAAGCAGGAGGAGUGGGUGAGCAUCAACACGGCAUAG
Aspergillus tubingensis is the source of this 384-nucleotide messenger RNA. RefSeq names its product GFA family protein. The record is from RefSeq and is a predicted model, not a curated record. The transcript has 5 exons. Lineage: Eukaryota; Fungi; Ascomycota; Eurotiomycetes; Eurotiales; Aspergillaceae. The coding region runs from base 1 to 384 and encodes 127 amino acids. Gene Ontology annotation, molecular function: carbon-sulfur lyase activity.